Ananas comosus (pineapple) is the source of this 1421-nucleotide messenger RNA. RefSeq lists its product as uncharacterized. The record is from RefSeq and is a predicted model, not a curated record. The coding region runs from base 208 to 1137 and encodes 309 amino acids. The transcript has 4 exons. Lineage: Eukaryota; Viridiplantae; Streptophyta; Magnoliopsida; Poales; Bromeliaceae.
AGAACAAAAGUGCAAAGAGAACCCCAAAAUUAAUUAAUUUAUUAAGCCAAAAAAAAAAAGAAGCAAACAUAAGAAACAAACAAUCCUUCAUUGCUCUCUCUCACGAGUCACGACUCCCGACUCCCUCGUCAAUAAACACCGAAUUAACAAUCACCCACAACGCAAUUUUUCGUUCACCUCCACAACCUAAUUAAUCAAGCUUCUUCCAUGGAAGCCUCCCUCUGCCGCCGCACGCCCCAUUGCCCUGCACUGCGCCCGCACGGCCUCGCCGCGCUCCGCCGCCGCGCAGCGGCGGUGCGCGCCGAGGCGACGCCGCCCCCGGCGGAGGAGGGCGAAGCCGCAGGCUCCGGCGCCGCGCCGCGGCGGCGGAGGCCGCCGCACAGGGCGGCGGCGGUGAGCGCGGGGGUGGUGGUGCUAACGUGCGCCGCCGUGGGCGCGGCGUGCCUGAGGGGCUGGGGCGGCGGGGGCGGCGGCUGCGCGGCGGUGGCUGCUGCUCGCGCGCUGCAGGCUCCGGGGGGGCGCGGGGGGGCCCCGGCGGCGGAGUGGAGGCAGGAGUCGGGGAGGGCGACGCAGCGGACGCUGGACGUGCUGACGGAGAUCCUGCUGAAGCGGCCGGCGGGGCCGACGGAGGCGGGCGGGGGGAGGGUGGGGGUGCUGCCGGAGCGCGUGUACGCGGAGAUCUACAAGGAGUUGAUGCCGUACAGCUGGAGGUCGGACGAAAAGAAGACGUACACCUUGGCCGACCUCCUCUACGAGGAGCUCACUAAGGGGGACUACACACCGGUGGAUAGGGCUGAUGGAGCCCAAAGGUUAACUAGUAUGCUAUACAAAUUAUGGUCAGCAACAGAAGAGAAGGAACGAAAAUAUGACAUAGGGUUGGUACUAACCCUUGUGCUGAUCAAUCAGAAAGACUAUCACAAGGCCAAAGAGAUUUGCCAGCAGAUAAUGAGUUCUCGGCUCAUUCCCCCACGCGACGGGAGGCCCUAUCUUCACUUGGCUAUAAUAAACAUGAUGUUAGCGGUGGAGGGCAUGCUAUCUCCUGACACUACAAGUGUAGAUGAGAUAGAGAAGAUGAUAAAGUCUGGCGUAGACGCAUGGAAAGAGUUCAAAAAUAAGCAAGAGUUGCGUACCGACUAACAGGAAGAAGUUCGAUGAGAAGCAAUGCUAACAAAGAAACCUUUACUACAGGCUUGUCAGAUUCGUUAAAUUUGAUCGUAUUUAGCCAGUGAGUCAUGACCUUAUACAAUAAAUGCAUUUUUCAAUAUCAAAAUCCUCUUUCAAAUACAUAUAAAAGUGUUUUGUUGUUUUCAUUCUUGAAGUACAAGUCUCUGUUGACGUUUGAUUUAUUAGUAUUUCUGUAUGUGGAAAACACUAAAUUCUCCAAAUCAUCAUUCAUUGUAUCAAGAUCUGUUCUCACUUCA